AUGCGGCAUGGCGUAGUAUUAUACCUGGAUAGCUACCUUCUUGACUGCAAUUGGGCCAGAGGUAUGUUGUCAGUAGCAAUCGGAGUCCAUCCUAGGUAAGUGAGGUGCCGAGGAUCGCAUAUAGUAUAGUCUCAACAGUUAUCAUGGUGUUAGUCACAGCCUUACCGUGCCGUAAUCAAAACCACCACGUUCUGUGAUAUUCCUCAACAUCACCCCAUGCGAGAUGGAAUCACUUUACAUCUUAUGCUAACUAAAGGAAAUAAACUAAUCCUAUUAUCAUUCUCUGUAAUUAUCCAUUAUCCACUAGCUUAGCUUGUUACGUCUUACUUUUGCCGGUGCGGUAAGACACAUACGAACGUUUCGAGUGUAACAAAAUAGCUUGGCGAUAGUUUCAAUUCCUGCCAAGCCUGUUUCAACGAACCGAAGAAACCAUGUCUUACGCCGAUAACUUGUAUUCUAUGGGUGAUGAAUCAGAUGGCGACGACUACGCAGAUCAAUUAUCGCCUUCGGACGGUUACUUCGCCUCAUCAUCCUCGUCCCAUGCCGUUCCAAACGUACCAAACGUCUUAGUCCCCGACCCCACGCUCCACCAGACAUCUGAGUCUGGCGCUGAAUCAAAAGCAAGAGAGGCAGAGGAGGAAAGGUCGUCAUCAAAUACUCAGAGGCCAGAAGACUCUUAUCAUAACUAUAACCACACUGCUACAAGAUCAGGCCCUACCGAACAUCCUAGUCCGUCGGAGCAGCACGCUACUAGUUCGACCGCACCACGUCAACAGCAGUCCAAUUCCGCGUCUACACAUACGUAUUCGCCCUCGUCAUCGUCAUAUACUCAUCUCAGAACCUAUCCAACACGAGGGCGGACUCCUUCCGUAUAUUCGGACGCACCACCGGCGUAUUCACCAUCGCCCAUCUCCCCUCUCUCGCCCACCAACCAACAAACCCAAUCUAGAAGCUACAGCACAUUUACCCCUACCAUGGGUGUACAGGAAACCAUCGAGAACGAGCGGCUGCUAGCCAGAGGUCCCGAGAGCAUCGGCCAACCGAUUGACGAAGAACUUGGUAACACUAACACACCGCACUGGACUCGACGAGUCAGGAGACGGCUGCCUACGUGGCUCGGCUGGAGGACCCUGGUGCUUGGCCUGAUUGUACUGGUUGUCUCGAUAGGAUUUCUAGCGAAUUCUUUGCGGAUUAUAAAAGAAGAUGAUCAUAGGAAAACUAUUGGGGCGCAGCCGCCGCCCGAGUCCGUAAAGGAGCCCGUAGCUGGACCCGGACCCGACGCGCCUGGGGUCGCCGGCCCUUUCCCGCCAACGUAUUGCGACAACGCAGUGCAUCGCUUCGAGGAUCAGAUCUUAGGCCUCAACUUUGAUAGGAACCACAAUAUUACUUUUAUAGAGGACCAGCACGCGCACCCCGGAAAUAUCCAGGUGCGCGUUGCUGGUCAAGUCAAUGUGCGAAGGCUUGAUGCCGGAGGUAGUCCGCGCUUGGUACUGGAGAUCGUCACUAACGACAAGGAUAUCCUGCUCGACGUCUUCAUGGACGAAGAAGCCCAGGCCUUGAAGGUGAGCGUACCUAAGAAGUACAACUCCCUAGACCCGAACAUCUGGCCUUGCGUCGAAAUGCGAGCGACCAUCUGGGUGCCCGAAAACGCCGAGAUAGGAGUGCUGUCACUGGGCUCAAUCCAUCUUGACAUGUUAUUUUUAGACGACUUGUCCCUCCACGUGGCGGGUUACACUAGGGCCUCUUCCAUCGUAGGAGAUAUCACGUCCGGCUCGGACCGCCCUACCUCGUACAACAACACUGGCUUCACGCUGUCGGCUCCGGAGUACACCUUCAUCCCUGCUAAAGAUUCGUACGUGCUCGACUCUCGUAUUACCGAGAUCACGACCACGUCGGGUAAGAUCGAAGGCAACUGGCCUCUUUACGACAUGCUAGGGUUGCACACGACCUCCGGCCACAUCACAGUGUCGAUCACGCCCAAGGAAGAACUCGAAACGGACCCGAAGGCUGCUGUGCUGUCCUUGAGCUCGAUAUCCGGCACUGUCUAUGCCACGGAGCCGGUGCACUUGAGAGAGCAAAUCCCGCUUCGCGACUAUCUUGUCGAUAUCAAGUCGACUUCGGGUGGUAUCCAUGGCGCCUUCGCAUUUGGCGCCGGCAUCGAACUCAAGAGUACUGCUAGCGACAUCGCCCUUGACUUGCUUCCCGUGAUGCACGAGGGCAGGGUGUCGCCGGAUCGACCCGCUCAGCUGGAGACAGCAACGACGAGCGGUACUACAGCCAUCCGCGUGCUUGAGCCGAUUUGGUACGGAGACAGGGGACUGGUUAGCGGCAGGCCGCUCGACUGCCUACAGGCGCUUCACAAGUCCACCAGCGGGGACAUCGGACUGCGAUAUCCCCAAGCAUGGGAGGGGUACUUACGCGCCGAGACGACGAGUGGCAGGCUAAAGGUCAAGGGAAGGGAUGUCAAGGUCAUCAGGUCUAUCGGAGGUUGGCCGGGAUCUCAGCUGGAAGCCCAGAAGGGCGCGGGUGGUCCCGGUUCGACCGUCCAGGUCCACGCUCUUAUGGGUAAUAUGGACACCGUUAUCGGCAGGGAAUAAUGAACAGAUGGGCGUGUGUGUGGAUAUGAUGCGUGCGUCUAGGAAGAGGGAGUUGAAUGGAUCAUGGAUUGAGGCAUUCUGCCUAGUUUUACGUAGGAGAUAAAGAUACCCUCGCAUUCGUUAAUUAUCUCAGGGCUGUGUUUGGGAUAGGUGAACGGCGUUAUGGGUUUCGAGUAUAGGUUCGAUGCCUAGGUUAGUCUUCAAUGGUAACCAUAAAUAUAAAUAUAAUAUCUCUGAUUGUA
Messenger RNA from Daldinia decipiens, 2839 nucleotides. RefSeq lists its product as uncharacterized. The coding region runs from base 432 to 2597 and encodes 721 amino acids. Lineage: Eukaryota; Fungi; Ascomycota; Sordariomycetes; Xylariales; Hypoxylaceae. The transcript is spliced from 2 exons. The record is from RefSeq and is a predicted model, not a curated record.